Messenger RNA from Aethalodelphis obliquidens (Pacific white-sided dolphin), 4774 nucleotides. Its product is annotated as tumor necrosis factor receptor superfamily member 10B-like. Lineage: Eukaryota; Metazoa; Chordata; Mammalia; Artiodactyla; Delphinidae. The record is from RefSeq and is a predicted model, not a curated record. Gene Ontology annotation, molecular function: TRAIL binding. The transcript has 9 exons. The coding region runs from base 2018 to 3385 and encodes 455 amino acids. Gene Ontology annotation, cellular component: plasma membrane; cell surface. Gene Ontology annotation, biological process: TRAIL-activated apoptotic signaling pathway; positive regulation of apoptotic process.
AGAGACUCAGAGACAGCUCCAUGACUGUGGGCUUUUGCACAGGGGCUGGGGAGGAUUUCCUCUGGCUGGUUGGAAUGUCUCUUGCUUCCUCUUCGUUCUCAGUGCCAUGGUAGGUGACGAGGCUGGGGGGUACCCAAGACCUCCACCAGCCUGAGUCAUCAGUUCCAUCCAGUCUGCCUUGGAUUCUCUCUGGCAGCUCCCCUCCCCAGGACCAGCUUAGACUCCCCUUCCUCUAGUUGGACUGUUACUAGAAGACCUGCCUCAGGCCACCGGGGUCAAGGGGCAGUGUGUAAAAUAUUUUUAAAAUGUUUUUAAUUAAAAAAAACUUUCCUCAAGUCACACAGGGAUUUAUUGACUCAGGGAUGAUUAGAACCCAGAGGUCUCCAGUGGACAUGUUGGUAUUCUGGUCUGCAAUUAAAAAACAGAAAAAAAAAUCAAAUAUAGGGUCUGGUUGGGGGCAUUGCUGUGACAAACAGCUAAUACAGAAGCACUUCCCUACGAGGCUUCUGGGCCCUCACCAGGCUUCUGAGGGGGCAGCUUCCAGAACACCUCCCAGUUGUGGUCCCCCCCCACUUCACCCCACCACUACCACCAUGCAGCAAAGGACAGGGACCCUUGUUCCCAAUCUGCAACAUCCUAAUAGGAAGUAGGCCUGUGGAGCAAAAUGAUGAAGGAAAGAAAGGAAAGGCAUAGAGGGAAGAGGAGGAUGACUUACUCUGCUUUGAACCAGGCUCACCGUGAAUAGAUUAUUCCUUUCAGUGGAAGAGGUUUUCAUAAUAAAGGUUCCUUUCUCUUUAUUUUGCAUCAUUAUAUCUGAAAGGUGCCGUAACAGACUUUGAUGGAACUUUUUAAAUUUUUUUUAACAAAGUAUUUGUACCUGCAUUGUGUUGUAAAUGCUCACACCCCCCUAGGAUAGAGGGCCCAGCACCAGUGAAGAAUGGGGGACAGACUCGGGCUUGGGAACAGCACCAUGGAGUCCAUGGCAAGAGCCCGCAGAUAUCAGAGGCCCAGACACUGGAGGGUGAGGAAGAGGGUAGAGGAAGAUGCUGGGAACCCUGAGGGGGUAUUCACCAGGGUCCAAAUGUUCUAUCAGGUACAACUUAAGGUUUAUAAAACAAACGUGAUGAAAGUAAAUUUAUACAGCCAUGCUAAUGAUAAUUAAGGUCCUUAAAAAGUAGAGUUCACAACAGGAAAAUAUAGUGUGUAUCCUUUGCCUUUAAAUAAAUACUUAUUUGUAAUUCGAUAGUAAAUUGAUCAUUAACAUUAAUUACGUGAAUAGGCCCAGGGCAAAAAAUCCCACCAGGUCUCUCUCAUUCUCUAAGCACUUAAAUCUCAGAAAGUGCAAGUGAGUCUGGCAGUCUACUCAUUUUUCUAACAAUUCAAGGUUUCUUAGUUCACACCCCUACAAUACGUGCAGGGCAUCCACUCUGUGCCAAGCGGGGCUGGAGGCGCUCCGCAGACUCUCGCGGGGGGGGGGGGGUCUACUUCUUGGGAGUCCCUGUUCUCUGGCCUCCUUGGGGCCCUGGUCAAUGGAAGGGGGGCGGGGAGGAGCAGAAGCUGAGAGUGGGCAGAAGGCGGUAGUCAGAAGACAGGUGGUUCAGGGUUUAUGAACGGGUGGGGCAUUUGCCCUGCAAAGGGGCAGGGUCAGGACCCGCCUUGAACGCAGAUUCUGAAUCUCACAGCCCGGAUCACAACAGAGCAUGUGGGAGGUGCCCUGUCCCCACCUCCAAAGGCACAUCCCCGGGCAUCAGCCGCCAAAGCAGGCAGUUUCCUCUUUGAAACAGAGGUGCCGUCAAGGUCGCUGGGCUCCUCUCCUGAGCCAUACGCGAUUGGCUAGAAGUGGUGAAUGUUUACGUCAACUCGACGGAAGGCGUAGCUCAUUCGCCCCCGCGGGUGACGCAACCCGAGGAUAUAAAGCUAGCGUCAGGCUGAAUCAUUAGACCAUAGAGCCCUGCCCCGCGCAUCCCACAGGCGGCAGGGACGAUCCGGCGCCCCACGAAGCACACUUUCAUUCCUGAUGGCUACUCCGCGGCGACCUGGACAGCGAGCGCCCCGCGACCGCACGUGGCAGCGGGCACAGAGCACACAGGCCGCCUCGAGUACCCGGGCAGGGCGCGCCCCCGGUCCCAGGCCUCGGCUGCGGGGCCCCUUGGUUCUCAUCUUCUUCGUCCUGGGUGUCCUGCUGUCGAUUGCAGCUGCUUCAGCCAUGCCCAUAAGGCAGGAAAAAUUUCACCAGCAAUUAGCUUCCCCGCAGGGAGGGAAACACAGCCGCUCAGAGAAGUGUCUACCAGGGUUCCACAUGGAGGAAGCCAGUGGAGAUUGUGUGCCGUGCACGGAUAAGGUGGAUUACACCAAUUAUUCAAACACCCUGUCUUCUUGCUUACUCUGUAAGACUUGCAAAUCAGAGGAAGAAGAGAAAAGUCCGUGCACCUCAACCAAGGACACUGAGUGUCAGUGCAAACCUGGCACUUUCCGUAGAGAAGAUGCACCUGAAUUCUGCGACAAGUGCAGAACCCGGUGCCCUGAUGGGAUGGUUAUGGCCAAGCCCUGUAACCCCUUCAGUGACCUCAAAUGUGUGGACCAAAAAUCAGGUACCCAGGCCAGUGGGGAGGCCCCGGUUCCUAGUGAGACAGUGACCAUGCGCCCAAGACUGCCCACCACUCCCUCUUCCUCCUCAGACACUUCACAGCUGGUGAUCACAGUUGUAGCUGUAAUUACACCUGUCUGUCUCCUGCUGCUGGUGCCGAUCGCAUAUGUUUUCUGGCGGUUCUGCAUUCAAGGUCGUGGUGUGGACCCUAAGUGCAUGGACAGGGUCUUUUUCUGCUGCUCCUGUCCCCCAAGAGGUCCUGGGGCUCUGGACAAUGCCCAUAACAACAUGCUGAUCAACAGAGAUUUGCUGUCCAUUCUGGUGCCCAAGAAGGACCUAGAAGACCAGGAGCAGGACAAGCUGACAGGUGUCAUGGUACAGUCUCCAGUGGAAGCAAAGCAUUUACUGGAACCAACAGAAGAUGAAGCAUCUCACACGAGAAGAAGGCUGCUGGUUCCAGCAAACGGUGCAGACCCCACUGAAAGUCUGAGACUAUUCUUCGAUUACUUUGCAACCGCCGUGUCCCCUAACUCCUGGGACUCACUCAUGAGGCAGUUGGGCCUCACGCGAAAUGAGAUCCUUCUGGCCAGAGAAGGGGUCCGGGUCCCUCGGGAUGCCUUGUAUGAAAUGCUAGAGACCUGGGUCAGCAACAAGGGACGGGCGGCCUCAGUCAACACCCUGCUGGAUGCCUUGGAAACGCUGGGGGAAAGACUGGCAAAGGAGACAAUUCGGGACCACCUGUUGGGCUCGGGAAAGUAUGUCUAUGAAGAUGGUGAAGCAGGCUCUGCUGUGUCCUGAGUCUAAAAGAAUCUCUUUAUGAAACUACAGCUUCCCUACUUUACCUUUUCUUCUGGAAAGGGACACAUGAUUGGACACCAGCCUGGAUGAAACAGCCGGUACUUGACGAAUACUUGAAGGAACACUAUCAUCCGAUAUAUGCAGAAGUUGUAGAGUUCUAGAACUUUUCAGUAAAAUGAGUAAUUUUUAUGAAAUGUCAUUGAUAAAUGAUGGUGGAAAUAUUUAUAAAUAUUUAUGCUCGUGUAUGUACUGAGAGUUGGUUUAGGAUGUCAUUUAGUUCAGAGCACUUUGUCAUCCUACCAGAACUGCACGUUUUACUUGUAUUUUUUAUAUUGGGACAUCCACCCAUGUUAUGUGCGUACUUAAUUAUGUCUAAUGACGACUUAAUAUUUUAUGAUAAGCAUCUUUCCAUUUUAAUAUUUUUGUAUAGAUUUAUAUGAACGUGGGAAACCUUUUGGAAAGGUUACUUACUAGGUUGACUACGUGGGUUCCCUGGAAGGGAGCAGGCAACCAUAAAAUCAGUAAAAAUACAGAGCAGGGAGGACGAAGCCCACUGCAGUGGGAGGCACUGGUGGGAUCAAUUCUCCCUCAUACGGGAGUCUGACUUUGUCUAGGAUUAGAUGACCAGCAACUUUUAAAGUGUCCAUCAUUUCCAACUGACAAUUUUAUAGGUGUGGGAUUAUUUAUAUUAUUUAUUGGUAGAUGUUUACAAAUGAGGAGAGAGUGAGGAGAAGUAGCAUCCACAUGCAGCCCUGUGUCUGGUAUCCAUGAACUGGGCUGUCAUGCGUGGGCCUCCUCCUGUUCAUCUAUGGACCUGAGUGGGAAGGGUGGGACAUGGGUGGGACACGUGAGUGUCAAAUAGCUUCUAUGUCAUGUGCCACGUCUGGUUUUGUUAGUGAACUUUCAGUUCUAUCUGGGCUCCAGGGAGAGAGGACAGGGAUCUGCUCCUAGUGUCUGCCACGGUCUCUGGGAGGAAGAGGGGACAGUGCUCAUGGAUUGUGUUCAAUGUUGGCUGACUCAGCACUACUAGAUAAGCCCUCUCACUUACGGUGGUCUGUGAAUCUGGGUCCCAGAACAGCCUUUUUAGGGUACAGAUUCCAAAUAUGAGGAGCUUAGUGCCUCUGUAAGCAUCCCACUUCUGCAUGAAAGGGAACACAUAAACACAAAUUCUUAUUUUCUUUUUACCAUUAGAAUGUAUACUUUAUUUUUUAAAAAUUUUCCAUUUUUAAAAAUUGAACUAUAGUUGGUUUACAACUAAGCCUUCACGCCACAACUAAUAAUCUCGUGUGCCUCAACAAGAGAGCCCACGUGCCACAACUACAGAGCCCACACACUCCGGAUCCCUGCACGCCGCAACUAGAGAGAGAAAACCCGUACGCAACCACUAGA